AUGGCUUUCUCAUUUCUUCUCGUCGCUAGCACUGCCAUUCUAGCAAGCGCUCAAUCUAGCUUCUCCCCUCUGCGACCACCUGCGAUUCCUCUUGCUGUGAGGAGCCCUUUCAUGAGCACAUGGCAGCAAGCUGGAAGCGAUAAUGGAAAUGGAGGAUACCUUGCCGGCGAAUGGCCGACUUUCUGGAACGGCCAGGUCACAGGAUGGACGGGAAUGGUACGUGUUGACAAUUCUAGCUACACCUGGAUGGGUGCACCGAGCAGCAAUCCGUCCUACGUCAACCAGACUGCUUUCCAAUACACCUCGACGAAGUCCAUCUUCACUAUGCAAGCUGGCCCGGUCCAAUUGACAAUCACAUUCCUUUCUCCUGUCACGCCAAAUGACCUACUUCGUUCUUCCUUGCCUUACACCUACUGCAACGUUGAUGUCAAGUCAACCGAUGGCAAGACUCACAGCGUGCAGCUGUACUCCGACAUCUCGGCCGAAUGGGUGUCUGGAGACCGUGGUGCAAAGGCACAGUGGGAUUAUGCAGAAGCGAGUGGCGGUCUGGCUUAUCAUCGGGUGUACAGACAGCAGCAGUUGGAGUUUGGUUCCAUCAACGAGCAGGCUGAGUGGGGUUAUUGGUAUUUUGCGACUGCAAAUACAGCCAAGCUAACCUACCAAUCUGGUGCCGACACGACCGUCCGCGGUAAUUUCAUGAAGAGCGGCACUCUUACGAACACUAAAGACACCAACUAUCGAGCAAUCAACAAUGCCUACCCGGUCUUCGGUUAUGCUGUCAACUUGGGCUCCGUUGGCUCUACCUCCCAAAGCACCUUGUUCCAGCUGAGCUUGCAUCAAAAGAAUUGCGUGCAGUUCCAAGGAACUAAAGGUGCAGUACAGAAGUUGCCAUGCAUGUGGAACAGCUAUUUUUCCACCGAGACUGGCGCAGUCUCUUACUUCUACAACGACUACAGCAAAGGAAGCUCCAUGGCAUCUAGCUUCGACUCCCAAGUUCAAAGCGAUUCAGCAGCCUCAGGUGGCUCAGACUACGCCAAGAUCACCUCCCUCGCAGUUCGCCAAGCAUUCGGUGCCAUCUCCUUCACCAACACCCCCAGCACGCCUCUCGUAUUCAUGAAGGAGAUCUCCUCAGACGGAAAUGUCAACACUGUCGAUGUCAUAUUCCCAUUCCACCCAAUCGCCAUCUACACCAAUCCGGCAAUCCUCAAAUGGCUCCUCGACCCCCUCUUCAUCAACCAAGAAGCCGGAAACUGGCCAAACAGAUACUCCAUCCACGACAUCGGAUCCAGCUACCCCAACGCAACCGGCCACAGCGACGGCAACGCCGAAGCCCAACCCCUAGAAGAAUGCGGCAACAUGCUCAUCAUGACCCUCGCCUACGCCCAACGCGCCAACGACAACGCCUACCUAACCCAACACUACCAAAUCCUCAAACAAUGGACCGCCUACCUCGUGGAAGAAGCCCUCAUCCCCGCGGACCAAAUCUCCACCGACGACUUCGCCGGCUCCGCCGCCAACCAAACCAACUUAGCAAUCAAAGGCAUAAUCGGAAUCCAAGCCAUGGCCCAAAUCUCCAAUCGCACGGGCAACCCCUCCGACGCUGCAAACUACACAAGAAUCGCCACAGACUACAUCACAAAAUGGCAAACCUACGCGAUCAACCAGAACGCCAACCCUCCCCACACAACGUUCAACUACGGAAACUCCUCUUCCCACAGCCUGCUCUACAACCUCUUCGCCGACGCCGAACUGGGUCUCCACCUCGUGCCGCAAAACAUCUACACCAUGCAAAGCAACUUCUACAAAACGCAAUUCCAAACCUUUGGCGUCCCGCUCGAUUCGCGACACACAUACACGAAAUCCGAUUGGGAAAUGUUUUGCGCGGCCAUCGCGGAGACGGAGACGAGAGAUUUGUUUACGGGAAGAAUUGCGAAGUGGUUGGAUGUGAGCAAGACGAAUUUUGCGAGUACGGAUCUUUAUGAUACGGUCACGGGGGAGUAUCCGGCGGGGAUACAUUUUAUUGCGAGGCCGGUUGUCGGGGGGUAUUUUGCGGGUUUGGCGUUGGAGAGUAGGCCGAGGUAG
Pseudocercospora fijiensis CIRAD86 is the source of this 2082-nucleotide messenger RNA. RefSeq lists its product as uncharacterized. The record is from RefSeq and is a predicted model, not a curated record. Lineage: Eukaryota; Fungi; Ascomycota; Dothideomycetes; Mycosphaerellales; Mycosphaerellaceae. The coding region runs from base 1 to 2082 and encodes 693 amino acids. The transcript is spliced from 4 exons.